GACCUGCGCGAAGAGACCACUAAGUCGCUCAAAGCCACGGAGAAGAUAGUUGUGGAGCUGCGUGAGGAAGUUGAGGAGCGGUCGACGAAGGUAAGUUACCCGCGUGCGCCACAAGCUGGCCACGCCAGCAUCAAGGCCAAACGUUCCGAUCUGACAAGGAAAUCUGCCUUCGGUUUUCUCGCAGCCACGAACGCAGCGAUUUUCUUGACGUUCAGGAGUACAGGCCCCGUCCAGUGCCAGAGCCCGAUCGCUCAAGACAUCAUGUGCGACCUGCGCCUUCAGCGGGACAUCCACGUGCAAGCGCGCCGCUUGUUCGCGGCCGUGGGCCGCGCGAGGAACGCAGUGUCGGGU
Molecule: messenger RNA, 351 nt
Organism: Prorocentrum cordatum
Lineage: Eukaryota; Dinophyceae; Prorocentrales; Prorocentraceae
Source: the annotation of a GenBank genome assembly